Molecule: messenger RNA, 285 nt
Organism: Phytomonas sp. EM1
Lineage: Eukaryota; Euglenozoa; Kinetoplastea; Trypanosomatida; Trypanosomatidae
Source: the annotation of a GenBank genome assembly
AUGCCCGUCCCGGUGCCGGUGCGGCUGCCGCCUGGGGCCUCACCGGGGCUGAUCUACGACAUCCUCUGCGGCCUGCACGACGAGGGAAAGGAGCGGGGGGCAGCACCGGGGAGGCCCGUCGCUGGGGCGGAGCACACUGCCUCCACGCCGAAUACGGAAGAGGUGAUGCCGCCGGGGUGGGAAAAGGUGAGGUAUCGCGGUACGGUGGUGUAUGUUGACCAUGUGAGUCGAGAGGCACAUGAGGAAAAGCCAUGGGAAGUGUGGAGCCGCCGAGCGAAGGCCUGA